Marchantia polymorpha subsp. ruderalis is the source of this 1057-nucleotide messenger RNA. Lineage: Eukaryota; Viridiplantae; Streptophyta; Marchantiopsida; Marchantiales; Marchantiaceae. The record is from the annotation of a GenBank genome assembly.
UCAUCAGCAUAUAGAGCAAGAAUCGGACUUCAGAGCUACAAGUCGCUGCAAGCAUACAGGAAAGCAUUCGCAAAGGGCAGAGCUGGUUGAGCACAUUGUCAAAGUUAUGACUAUGUGUCGAUCUCCGAUGGCCUUUCCAGUGACAAUGACGUGCUUCAUGUUUUUGGCAGCAAUUUGUUUACCUUCGGUACAUGGAGCUCGUCAACUUAUUACUCUUCCUGCUCUUCCACCGCUCCCGUCUCUUCCACCGCUCCCAACGCUUCCUCCUCUGCCAACUCUGAAAACACAGCUUCCGACGCUUCCUCCUCUGCCAACUCUGAAAUCGUAUCUUCCGACACUUCCUCCUUUGCCAACAAUUUCUACUCAUCUGCCAUCGCUUCCUCCCCUCCCCACUAUUCCUUCUCGGUUCCCGAAGCCUCCUCCUUCGUCUUAGUCUGAAUCCAAAUCUGGCCUAGCACUGCCAGUCCUCUAUCUGCACAUCUUCGUGCAGCUCACAUCCGGGUGUUGUUUGUGUUUUUAGCUUUUACGGGAAUAAUCCAUACCCUUUAAUCUGUCUCCAUCUUGCUCAGUCUUGACGCAGGUGCACUGUGCCCUGUGAGUAUCUAAGUGCAUUCUGCCUCCAACAACAGAACCUUCUAUGGAGGGACUGGAGGUUGUACAGCGUCAAGGCAUCCAGCACCCAUUAUAUUCGAAGCACGCCGCACUCUCCUCUCAGAUCUGAGUAGGAAUCUACAAUAAGCGCUAAUUCUGGAAAUCUGGACCUGAUCGGAAACAUGCUUCAUUCUUUUGGCAACAUAGACUCCAACAUGAUGUGCCUACGUGAGAUUCACAAGCAGUGUAGAGAUAUACUCACGGCGAUGGUACUGAAGCAAUGGUAAUGAAUAAUCAAUAUUUCCUGGAGUCUACCGAUCAGUGAAGCCUUCAUCUUCCUACCGCGAGACAUGUGUAGGUGGAGAUAGCUUGGGGCUUUUCUGUGUCUCUAUCAUGAAAAUGUUUUUCCUGAUGAAACGCUUUAAUUUCGUACCAAUUUCGUUUCGUACCAAUUCUUUAGCAAGCA